Scutellospora calospora is the source of this 162-nucleotide messenger RNA. Lineage: Eukaryota; Fungi; Glomeromycota; Glomeromycetes; Diversisporales; Gigasporaceae. The record is from the annotation of a GenBank genome assembly.
AUGAAUAAUACGAUUUUGAGUAUUGAGAACAUUUAUGAUGAAGUCUUAUGUAGUGAUCCUGAUAAGGAUUAUGAAGUUCUUGAUGAUAGUAUCGGAGAUGAUUCCGAAAGCCUUAAACAACUGACUACACCUUUUCUGUCAUCUGCACAUAGCACUAGUAAU